AUGAAAUUUCAUUUCUUAUUAUUCCCUUUAGCUUUAGCCUUACAUCCAGUUAAAGAUUUUAGAGUUAAAGAUUUAGGUACUAUAAUCAAUCAUAAUAAUCAUAAAGAAAAUGUUAUAGAUUCUUUACCUACACAAACAAAAACCGUAUCCACCACAUCAUCAUUAUCAUCAUCGGCUCCAACGAUUGAAUUAGAUAAUGAUGUACAAAUGGUGUUUACUGAUAAUACUAAAUCCAUUUAUUAUUUGACUUCAAAAAUUUGGGAUGAACAUACUAACUAUAAUGAAACUUUCCGUUUAUUAUUAGAUACCGGAUCAUCAAUAUCUUGGGUUUAUAAUCAAUCUUGUGAAUCAGAUGCUUGUAAACAAACAACUAUUAGUAAAUUUAAUGAUUUUUCCAGACCUUUAGUUAUAGAAUCUAAUUUUGGUUUAAGUUAUAGUGGACAAAACGUUGAAGGAGAUUUGAUUAAUGGGUUAUCAAAUGAUAUUAUUAUGGAAUUUGAUAAUUUCAGAAUUUCAAAUUUUUCUUUUGGUUUAGCUUCAACUGUACCAGAUUUAUUUAAUGGAUUCAAUGUUUCGGGUAUUUUAGGUAUUCCUUCAUCUUCAGAUAACAUUAAUAGAAAUUUGAUCCAUCAAUUAAAUGAAAAGGGUGAUAUUGAUGGACAAAUCUUUGGAUUAUCAUUACUUUCAACCAAUCAAAUCAUCAAAUAUAUUGAUUCAAGUUCAGAUAUGAUUGAUUUACCUUCAAAUUAUGGUGGUUUAAUGAUCUUUGGAUCUAAAGCAACUAAUGAUUUGUAUAAAUUCACCGAUAAUAUCUAUUAUACUCCAUUACUUGAAAAUGAUGAUGAUUAUUGGUUAAUCAAUUUAACUAAUAUUGAAACUUCUAAUGAUACUGUUACUUUAAAAUUCAAUGAAUCUGAUUCUAGAAAAACUAUCAUUGAUACUGGAACAACCGGGUUUGUUUUACCUUUAUAUGAUGCUGAUAAUCUUCAUACCAAACUUUUUGGUGAUGAUUUAAUCACCGAUAAUAAGGGGAAUUAUGCAUUCCCAUGUGAUUGUCAGAAUCAAAACAUUACUUUCACUAUCAAUGAUCAUGAUUUUGAAGUCAAUGUCAAUGAUUUCAAAGGUAAAGAAUAUACAACUACAGGUUUAGAAGGGAAAUGUGCUUCAAUGAUUCAAGGAUUAGAUUCUCAAUAUUGGGUUUUUGGUGCUGCUUUCUUAUCUAAAUAUUAUACAGUAUUUGAUUUAGAAAAGUCACAAAUCGGGUUUGGUGAUACUAGAAUCACAUCUUAUGUUUUAAAGGAACCAUCAAAUGUUAGUUUUUAUUCAUCAUAUUCUAAUACCACCACUACAAGUAUUUCAAGUGUAUCAAGUAUGAGUACUACUAGCUCAUCUAGUUCAUUGGCUACUUCAUCUACUUCAAACACAGAGGAUAAUAGUGCUACCGUCAAUAAUGUGUCGGGAUUAUCAUUAAUAAUCUAUUUAUUACUGUGUAUCAUAAUAUCUUAA
This is a messenger RNA of Yamadazyma jaroonii, 1506 nucleotides long. NCBI's taxonomy places the organism in Eukaryota, Fungi, Ascomycota, Pichiomycetes, Serinales, Debaryomycetaceae. The record is from the annotation of a GenBank genome assembly.